AUGUCCUAUCUUCUGCGGCUGCAGACAGGAGGAUGUGAAGAGCUGGUUACAAGAAAUGUGAUCUACAAGUCGCAGGUGGGACUGCUCAGGUGGCUAAAGAUAGAGAAGGAGGGAGAGAAAGCCAUGCAUGGAGAGAAGGAAGGUGACUUUGGGUCACCUCUGCAACUUACCCACAUGCACCAGGAUGGCAAGAGGUACAAGUCAAAUGGCCUGUGUGUCCCCUCCAUGGCUGAGGAAGCAGGAAAGGAGGAGCUCCUGAGCGAUCUUAUCGGCCAGAGGGAACGAGGAGAACUUUUAACGCAGAGAAUAAUCAAACUUCCAGAUAAUAUUUUGAAGCAGGUACAGCUGUCAGUAGCUGGAUUUGUUCACUUUGGAGACACUGUGAUGCUUGUGAACCCAGACAACAAAUCCUCACUGGAGAGGGACCCUAAAGACUGUGGCAAUCUGUCCUUGGCAGUGAAUAUGGAAGAAUCAUUCCUGUAUUCAUCUGAACCACUGCAAAUCCCAUAUGGAGUGAGUGCAGUCAUGAGUGUGGAACCUGUGGGUCGAAAUACUUUCUGUAUUGGCAAUGUUGAUGGAGGUGCAGAGGUUGAACCAAUUAGAUUUGGGCAAAGGUUUUGACUUGGGACAACAGGAGGAUAUUCUGACAGAUUGUUAUAUCUAGCAAGUGACCAUAAAACAUUUCUAAAAUUUGCUGAAAAAUCAUACCUUCAGCAAGUAUAUUUGACAGCUGAGCUUUCCCACUUGACUUGCUGGCAAGCUACCUUCUUGGAUCCACAGCUGCAUCUUGAAUAUGAAGGAUUUCCAGUGCCUGCAAACUGUACAAUUAUUAUUACUCAUUGCCAUACUAAUCAGAGCUUAGCUGUUCCAAGGAACUUUUGCAUAUGGACUUAAUUUGGAAAAGAACAUGAAGUCCUUUGUCACAAUUAUCUGGAUUCCCAUAAAGCUGAAGAAGAGAACUACUGGGAAAUAGUGACAGGAAAUCCUGGUGCUGAAGGUGGUGCAAUGAUUGAGAGACCUGAACCUCACCCAGGGGGAAUCAGAAAGAAUGAGCUUCAUGAAAAGACAUGGAAUAUAAAAUUCCAAGAUUACAGUUGA
Molecule: messenger RNA, 1098 nt
Organism: Acanthisitta chloris (rifleman)
Lineage: Eukaryota; Metazoa; Chordata; Aves; Passeriformes; Acanthisittidae
Gene: CFAP161
Product: chromosome unknown open reading frame, human C15orf26
Biological process (GO): cilium assembly
Cellular component (GO): motile cilium
Source: RefSeq, a predicted model, not a curated record